Malaclemys terrapin pileata is the source of this 3484-nucleotide messenger RNA. RefSeq names its product DNA polymerase delta 1, catalytic subunit (gene POLD1). Lineage: Eukaryota; Metazoa; Chordata; Testudines; Emydidae. The record is from RefSeq and is a predicted model, not a curated record. Gene Ontology annotation, molecular function: DNA-directed DNA polymerase activity; 3'-5'-DNA exonuclease activity; DNA binding. Gene Ontology annotation, cellular component: delta DNA polymerase complex. Gene Ontology annotation, biological process: base-excision repair, gap-filling; DNA-templated DNA replication; nucleotide-excision repair, DNA gap filling.
UGUCACCGCCCCCCGCCUGUGUUGGCGGGAGAGUCGGAGACUGAGCGGGGGCCUGAGAGCCAGGAUGGAGUCCAAGCGGAAGGCGCCCGUGGUGGGGGCUGGCGGGGGGGACCCGGCCCCGCGGAAGCGGCCCAAGGGGGGCGACUGGGAGGACGAUGGCCCCUCGCUCUUCGAGGAGGAGCUGGCCCUGCUGGACGAGGUGGAGGCCGAGAUGGCGCUGGAGAUGAAGGAGUCGCAGCCGGCCCCCGAUGCGGUGCCCCUGGGGAGCCUGAUCUCCUCCGUGGGGAACCCCAAGUGGCAGAGGCCCCCGCCCCCCAGGAUAAACCCCGCCCAGGACAAGCUCUGCUUCCAGCAGGUGGAGCUGGACUAUUACGUGGGUGUCCCCGUGCCAGGCAUGCCCGGUGCCACCGAGGGCCCGGUGCCUGUUAUCCGAAUGUUUGGCGUCACCGCAGCCGGGAACAGCGUCUGUUGCCACAUCCACGGCUUCGCCCCCUACUUCUACGUGCCCGCCCCGGCCGGCUUCCAGCCCCAGCACCUGAGCGACUUCCAGCGGGAGCUGAACGGGGCCGUGCUGCGGGACCUGCGCUCCAACCGGGAGGGGCUGAGCCGGGCCGUGCUGGCCGUGGAGAUGUGCAGCAAGGAGAGCAUGUACGGGUACCACGGGCAGCGCCGCCUGCCGUUCCUGAAGGUGACACUGGCGCUGCCACGGCUGGUGGCGCCUGCCAAGCGGCUGCUGGAGCAGGGGCUGCGUUGCGAGGGGCUGGGCGUGCUGGGCUACCCGGCCUACGAGGCCAACAUCGACUUCGAGAUCCGGUUCAUGGUGGACCGGGACGUCGUGGGCUGUAACUGGAUCGAGCUGCCCCCCAGCAAAUACCGGCUGCGCCCCGAGCAGCCCACGGGGGAGCCCUCCAAGGAGCCGGCGAAGGCCUCGCUGUGCCAGCUGGAGGCAGACGUGGGCUGGGCAGAUUUCAUCAGCCACUCCCCCGAGGGCGACUGGCAGGGCAUCGCCCCACUGCGGGUGCUGAGUUUCGACAUCGAGUGCGCCGGCCGCAAAGGGAUCUUCCCGGAGCCGGACAAGGACCCGGUGAUCCAGGUGGCCAACAUGGUGCUGCGGCAGGGCGAGCGCGACCCCUUCAUCCGCAACGUCUUCACCCUCCACAGCUGCGCCCCCAUCGUGGGCUCCCAGGUGCUGUGCUACUCCCAGGAGGCCGAGCUGCUCAAGGCCUGGGCCGAGUUUGUGCGGAUCGUGGACCCCGAUAUCGUCACCGGCUACAACAUCCAGAACUUCGACUUGCCUUACCUACUGCAGCGUUCCCAGGCCCUCAAGGUUUCCACCUUCCCCUUCCUGGGCCGCAUCCUCGGGCGCAAAUCCGUCAUCCGGGACUCGUCCUUCCAGUCCAAGCAGAUGGGACGGCGGGAGAACAAGGUCAUCAACACCGAGGGGCGCACCCAGUUUGACCUGCUGCAGGUGCUGCUACGCGAAUACAAGCUGCGCUCGUACACCUUGAACGCCGUCAGCUUCCACUUCCUGCAGGAGCAGAAGGAGGACGUGCAGCACUCCAUCAUUACCGACCUGCAGAACGGGUCGGAGCAGACGCGCCGGCGCCUGGCCGUGUACUGCCUGAAGGACGCCUACCUGCCGCUGCGCCUGCUGGAGAAGCUGAUGUGUGUCAUCAACUACAUGGAGAUGGCGCGGGUCACCGGGGUGCCGCUGGGCUACCUGCUCUCCCGGGGCCAGCAGGUCAAGGUGGUGUCGCAGCUGCUGCGCCAGGCCAUGAAGCAGGACCUGGUGAUGCCUGUGGUGAAGUCGGAAGGGGGCGAGGACUACGCCGGUGCCACGGUCAUCGAGCCUCAGAAGGGGUACUACGACGUGCCCAUCGCCACGCUGGACUUCUCCUCCCUGUACCCCUCCAUCAUGAUGGCUCACAACCUGUGCUACACCACACUGCUGCAGCAGGGGGCACCGGAGCGCUACGGGCUGUCCCCCGAGGAGUUCAUCCGCACCCCCACGGGCGACCUCUUCGUCAAGGCCUCCGUGCGCAAGGGGCUGCUCCCUGAGAUCCUGGAGAACCUGCUGGCCGCCCGCAAGAGGGCCAAGGCAGAGCUGCAGCGAGAGACCGACCCCUUCACACGGCAGGUGCUGGACGGGCGGCAGCUGGCGCUCAAGGUCAGCGCCAACUCGGUCUACGGCUUCACCGGUGCCCAGGUGGGCAAGCUGCCCUGCCUGGAGAUCUCCCAGAGUGUGACGGGUUUUGGGCGCCAGAUGAUUGAGAAAACGAAGCAGCUGGUGGAGUCGAAAUACACCAUAGCCAACGGGUACAGCGCCGACGCCAAGGUGGUGUACGGGGACACAGACUCGGUGAUGUGCCGCCUGGGGGUGCCCUCGGUGGAGGAGGCCAUGCGGAUCGGGCGGGAAGCGGCCACCUGGGUCUCCGGCCACUUCCCGCCCCCCAUCAAGCUGGAGUUUGAGAAGGUGUACUUCCCCUACCUGCUGAUCAACAAGAAGCGCUACGCCGGGCUCUACUUCUCGUCCAGCGCCAGCGCCCACGACAAGAUGGACUGCAAGGGCAUCGAGACGGUGCGGCGCGACAACUGCCCCCUGGUGGCCAACCUCAUCAACACCUGCCUGCAGAAACUGCUCAUCGACAGGGACCCGGCGGGUGCGGUGGCCCACGCCAAGGAGGUGAUCUCGGACCUGCUGUGUAACCGGGUGGACAUCUCCCAGCUGGUGAUCACCAAGGAGCUGACGCGCACGGCCCACGAGUACGCCGGCCACCAGGCCCACGUGGAGCUGGCCGAGAGGAUGCGGCGGCGGGAUCCGGGCAGCGCCCCCAGCCUGGGCGACCGCGUCCCCUAUGUCAUCGUGAGCGCGGCCAAGGGGGUGGCGGCCUACAUGAAAUCGGAGGACCCUAUCUACGUGCUGGAGAACAACAUGCCGAUCGACACCCAGUACUACCUGGAGCAGCAGCUGGCCAAGCCCCUGCUCCGCGUCUUCGAACCCAUCCUGGGCGAGGGCCGGGCCGAGAGCGUCCUGCUGAGAGGGGAGCACACGCGCUGCAAAACCGUCCUCACCUCCCGAGUUGGGGGCCUCAUGGCCUUUGCCACCAAACGCAGCACCUGCCUGGGCUGCCGGGCCGGCCUGCCCCACCACGGCGCGGUGUGUAAGUUCUGUGUGGGGCACCAAUCGGAGCUGUACCAGAAGGAGAUCUCUCAUCUCUCAGCACUGGAGGAGAAGUUCUCUCGUCUCUGGACCCAGUGUCAGCGCUGUCAGGGCAGCCUGCACGAGGACGUCCUGUGCACCAGCCGGGACUGCCCCAUCUUCUACAUGCGCAAGAAGGUGCAGAAAGACCUGGACGACCAGGAGCGGCUGGUGGCCCGAUUCGGGCCCCCCACGUGGUGACCGGGGCCCCCCCGCUGGCAGGGGGGCAGGACACGGGGGGGGGGGGCCAUCGGGAGCUUUGUAAUUUUCUAUUUUCUACCUGGA